AUGCCAGACUUGGUGAUCGUAGCCGUUGGCGGUCCUUCCAGCUCGGGGAAAAGCACAUGCGCCAACGCGUUGCAUUGCUUGUUUGCAAAUUCCAUUCUUGUGCAUCUCGAUGACUUUUAUUUUCCAGAUAGUAAAAUACCCAUAGACAAUAAUCUCAACGUGCAAAAUUGGGAUUGUCCCGAAGCAAUUGACUUUGACAAGUUUUACCGGUACCUUAAAAACUUGAAGCUGGGAGGUCUGUUGGAACAUGACGCUCCAUCUUUGGAAAUAGAUCCACACUUGAAAUUGACUACUGAUGAAAUUUCAUCUUUAAAGCAAAAAUGUGCAGCAAUUAUGCCCCACGAAACUUUGGUAUUUAUAGACGGGUUCAUGUUAUUCCACGACAAGAAACUUAUUUCCUUGUACGACAAGAAACUCUUUUUUCACGCUUCUUAUGAAACUUUAAAAACUAGACGAGAAAGUCGUCAAGGUUAUAAUACAGCUGAAGGCUUUUGGGUGGACCCUCCUCAUUAUUUCGAACGAAUAGUGUGGCCAGAAUACGUCAGGACCCACCUGUACUUGUUUGAAAAUGGUGAUGUCAACUCUUCUUUAAACGAAACUGCUGCAAAAUUGGGUGUUAAAAGUAUACGAAACAACGAAGGAACAACGUUGAAAAAUUUAGUGGAAGUUGCUUUGGAGAAAUUAAGAGAUUGA
This is a messenger RNA of Meyerozyma guilliermondii ATCC 6260, 693 nucleotides long. RefSeq names its product ribosylnicotinamide kinase. The transcript has a single exon. Gene Ontology annotation, molecular function: ATP binding; kinase activity. Gene Ontology annotation, cellular component: cytoplasm. Lineage: Eukaryota; Fungi; Ascomycota; Pichiomycetes; Serinales; Debaryomycetaceae. The record is from RefSeq and is a predicted model, not a curated record. The coding region runs from base 1 to 693 and encodes 230 amino acids.